CUGUCAGCCCAGACGCCAGGGUGCCCGCUGCCCUCCAGGCUCGCGAGGUCCUAGGAAGGAGGCAUCUGUCCAGCUGGGGCUGCCAAUCCUUAUGGCCUGCUGCUUGGAGUCUGCGCUGCUGCUAAUGCUGCUGCUGCUGCUGGGUGAGAGCCUGUCCCCGCCUUGGUCCUCAGGGACAAGGUGGGAUUUCAGGAGAGUGGUUAAAGGAAAAGGUGGAAUCCUGGAAGGGGUGCAUGAACAUGGCUUGUGCUCUGUGGCCAGGGACCCCUAACACGCUGCCCUGCCGUACAAUGCCUUGAACCCCAGCUUCAGGUUCAGCUGGGCCGCCCCCUCCCGAGUCUAGCCUUGAUACCUGUGCACCGGGAACUUUCUUUUUCCUUUCCUCUCUCCCCUCCCAAACGUGGUCGUCAGAGUUCCUGCUGUGGGAAGUGUCACGGUGAUCCACCGUGACUCUUCUGUGCCUCAGAGCUGAUCCUGUACCUCCCGGGACUGCUCCUUCUCCACCGGGGCAUCACGGGAAGGAGUUACUUUCUGAGGUGUGGUGUGGAGAAUGGAUACUGGUAAGCUUUAAGGCCGAGGAGACCUUCGAGCUGAGGUGUGCCAUGUUGAGUGGAGCGCAUUUAAGGGGGAUGGAUGAGAGGCCAGGCUGGGCAGUUUUAGAGCCUGGGGUGCCAGAGAGGCCGGUCUUAGCAAGAGAAUGGGAAAAGGAAGGGCCAUUAGCCUGAGUCCGGUGACUGGGGUCUUGGAAAAGUGUUCGGCAGACGGCCUGACUUGGCUGGAUUUAGGUAUGUCCAGUGGCAAGUUUGGACACAGCCGCCAGGUCUACCAACUUCUGAUACGAAGUGUCCGGCAUCCCCACCCCCACCCCCCAGUACGUUGUCAUCUGUCACUUACCUGUAUCUUCACUGAAACUGCUGAUGAACGUCCAGGUCUGUGUCUCAGGAAGAAGCCCUAUGCAUGGCCUGCCAUCAGGUGCCUGUCGGAAUAUACAUCUGGAAACCCAGGCCUGAAUAUGCUCAACACACAGCACCUACCCUUCCAGUGAAUCCAACGCCCAGGACCCCCUUUUGCCAGUCCAGAACCAGAGUUCAGGUGGGGCAGGAUAGGUUAGAGUCAGACCCACGAAGAAGCACCUGGCCCAGGGGGCAGGAGGUACAGGUCAGGAUAGAAGGAGGACCAGAAAGCUGCAGAUUCACCCAAGGGAUUUCCACGUGUCAGAGAAGGAAACAUCAGUGUGUCAAAAGGAGGAUGAGGGGCGCCAUUUCCAAAGUCUCCAUUAGCUGGAUCAGUCCGCCUCAGUGUCCUGACAGGUGGAGCUGGGGAGGAUGCCAGGAGCCCAGCAGAUCCUCUUGUGGAAGCAUGUGGCCGUUCUGGAGGUGGUGGUGGAGGCUGGACCUCAGAUUCUGGGGAAAGGUCCUCCCAGUGUCGCAUCCACUCACAACCUGGGUAUACCUAUCCCUAGGACCUGCGCAUGCCCCUUCCUGGGGAUGAAGUCCAGUCAGCACCUAUAGGUCACGCCUAGGGGCCACACUCUCCCCUUGGGUUCGGGCACUCCCAAAUUCCGCGUAGUGCGGGAUGGGGAGAACCAAGCACGGAGGACUGCAGCCUGCCCGUCCCUCACCAGGGUCUGCGAGCUCCACGGGCGGGAACCGCUGCGUGGACGCGGCCGAGGCGUGCACAGCAGACGCGCAGUGCCAGCAGCUGCGCUCCGAGUACGUGGCCCGAUGCCUGGGCCGCCCGGCGCCGGGGGACCGGACCCCGAGCGGGCGGUCAGGGCGAACUCGGGGAGCCCACCACACGCCCUGGGGUCCCCUUGCAGGCACCGCGGUCACCCCCAACUACCUGGACAACGUGAGCGCGCGCGUCGCGCCCUGGUGCGGCUGCGGGGACAGCGGAAACCGGUUGGAAGAGUGCGAAGCCUUCCGCCAGCUCUUUACAAGGAACCCCUGCUUGGAUGGUGCCAUGCAAGCCUUUAACACCUUGUGGCCCUCGAUUCUGCAGGACGGGCUGAACCCCUACCAGAACACUGGGCAUCAUUGCCCACAGGUGUCCCUGCUGUCCAUACUCACUGCCUUGGCUCUCCAGGCCCUGCUCUGAUGAGGAAGUCGGACCAUGGGCAACACAGCUGACCGCCAUGUCUCAGGCCUACUGCUCACUGGAAUGAAACUUCCUUGUCCUCGGGUCUCAUACACCUGUGUGCCUGUCCCCCCGGGUGGAGGGCUGGAGGCUAGUGUCCGACUGAAAAGCCCCUGGUUCCUGCCAGGAGGUGUCCUGGCUCUUUUCUUCUCCAUCCUUGAGAUGGUCACCUGUAGAUGAGGCCUCACUGGACCCCCGGCGCUCAGAGAGCCGGGCAGAGACUACCCCCACUCCUAGAAUUUGGAACUGCCCUCUUCCGAGCAGACAAGGCACUCAGGAGAUCACAUGGACAGACCGACAGGCAAGACUCCUUCCAGUUAGCACUGCAACCUGAAUACCCUCCCAGGCAGCCAUUACUCACCGCUAAACCCUACCCGUGCCCCAGGACUAGCAAUGGCAUAUGACAAGCUGCCGUGUGGGCAUUAAAAGGGGAGACUCAGGCCCCUCCCACUUGGCCUCCACUGGCUGCACAGCCUCGCCCCCUAUGGUUCCCCCAGCACAGCAGCUCAAUAAACCCAUGUGCACUGAGACCAACCUUGUCCUGUCAUCUGUCCUG
Messenger RNA from Peromyscus maniculatus bairdii (prairie deer mouse), 2692 nucleotides. NCBI's taxonomy places the organism in Eukaryota, Metazoa, Chordata, Mammalia, Rodentia, Cricetidae. The record is from RefSeq and is a predicted model, not a curated record.